UUGAAAAAAAUCCAAUUCUGAAAUUCUUUCUCACUCUCUGCAAACUUUUGAAGAAGAAAUGAAAGUUCCUGGGGGAAUUCUAUCGAGUAGGGUUUCAUCAUCUUCAACCACAACAACUACUACUUCAGCAUUCCCCAAGUUGUUUCUUCACCGCCACAGCCGCAGUAAAAGUGCCAAUACCGCUGCUAAUUUCAGAUGCUCAUAUUCAGCAGCAACUUCUGAUCACAUAUCAUACAUUAAAGAUGUAGCUGCAACGCGACCACCAGAACAUCUCAAUUCUUUGUUGAAUAUGCUUCAAUCUAAAGGUGAAACCAUUGUCUCUCCUGGAGCAAGAAAAGGGUUAAUCCCUCUUGCUAUUCCACUAUCAAAAAGCCAGUCAGGCACUAUCACUGCAUUGUUGAGAUGGCCAACAGCUCCACCGGGGAUGGAGAUGCCAGUUGUGGAAGUCCGUCAGUACGGGGUGUGGCUUUUAGCCAAGAAUGUAGAUCAAUACAUUCAUAGAAUUUUGGCCGAGGCAGAUGCCAACAACCCUGCAGACAGUAGCAAUGAGCUAUUUGAUGCUUCAUCUGAGGCUGGUAGAAAGCUUUAUAGGAGGGGUGACUUUUCUGAAUCUAAGCUUCCAAAUCUUGAUGUCUACCUUUUGAAGAAGGUUGGCAUGUUCCCGGACAUAUUAGAACGUAAAGUGAUGCAACAUUUUGAGAAAGGCGACCAUGUUUCAGCGAUGGUGACUGGGGAGUUUUAUACGAACAAGGAGCAUUUUCCUGGUUUUGGACGGCCUUUUGUGUUUAAUGCAGAGGUUUUGCUAAAGGUUGGGCGUAACUUAGAAGCAAAGGAUGCUGCAAGAGGAGCACUAAAAUCACCAUGGUGGACGUUGGGAUGCAGAUACCAGGAAGUUGCUGAGAUUGCAGAAUGGGAAGACGAACAAAUUGAGUUCAUAAAGGAGAAGGUGUCAGAACAGGGAAAACAAGAAGAUCUCCAGAAGGGAAAGGCCCCAGCACAGGUGUCCUUGGAUGAAGCUGCAUUUUUAUUGGACUUAGCCUCCAUAGAUGGAACCUGGUCAGACUUUGAGCAGCGAAUUGCUGAAUGCUACGAGGAAGCUGGACUUCAUGACAUAUCAAAAUUUGUUUUGCACAGAGAUUGAGGCUUGAAGAGAAGUGGGUUUUGCAUUACUUUAUUGCUGAUAUAGUGAUGAAAUAUAUAUAGCUUAUCAGCUUUCACAAAAAUCUUUUAGAUUGUUUUAUAUCCCAGAAGUUAAUCACCAGAAAAAAUGUGACGGAAUUUUGUCUUCUUUAUCUUCAUGACAUUGAUAUUAAAAUUUUAUUUUUGAAUAUAUUUUACCCUUUCUACUGUAAUACAGUAACUUGAGAAGAGCUGUUUUAGGCUUUAGUAUACCUUUAGAGGAUACAUAUGAAAAGGUUAGUUGCACAUCCUGUAACCAAUAUUUGAAACUUUAAAAUGAAUGCAAUCCAUCACACAAGUAUGAGCUCA
Papaver somniferum (opium poppy) is the source of this 1488-nucleotide messenger RNA. RefSeq lists its product as uncharacterized. NCBI's taxonomy places the organism in Eukaryota, Viridiplantae, Streptophyta, Magnoliopsida, Ranunculales, Papaveraceae. Bases 59 to 1141 code for a protein of 360 amino acids. The record is from RefSeq and is a predicted model, not a curated record. The transcript is spliced from 11 exons.